Labeo rohita (rohu) is the source of this 1297-nucleotide messenger RNA. RefSeq names its product NAD(P)(+)--arginine ADP-ribosyltransferase 2-like. Gene Ontology annotation, molecular function: NAD+-protein-arginine ADP-ribosyltransferase activity; NAD+ poly-ADP-ribosyltransferase activity. The coding region runs from base 340 to 1200 and encodes 286 amino acids. The record is from RefSeq and is a predicted model, not a curated record. NCBI's taxonomy places the organism in Eukaryota, Metazoa, Chordata, Actinopteri, Cypriniformes, Cyprinidae. The transcript has 3 exons.
AGUUUCACAUCGAGAUGAUAAGAUUCUCUGAAAACCUCAAUAUGUCGGACUGGAUUAUGGAAUAAUACGUGAUUACAAUGGGCCUAGCAGUAAACUGUAAAUAUUUAAAUUCAGAAAAGGUGUGUAAUUAUGUCCUAUUAUGUCCCCGAACAAACACACACAUCUUUGUGUGUGUGUGUGUGUGAUAUAUAAAAAUCAAACUUCCUCAUCUUUUGGUUUAAAUACUGCUGUUGACAACAAGCUCAUUUCUGAUCUUUGUCACUGCUCUCAAACAUCUGAAGAAGCUCACAAAAAGACAACCAUAUUCUCAGUUCAUCUGUGGGAUUUGACUGAAUCAAGAUGCUGCUGAUCACUGAAUGUCUUUUUCUCAUUUUAGCUGCUCUAGGACAGGAUCACAGAGCUGUUGGUGCUGCUGAAGAAAAAAGAUAUCCACUGGAUAUGGCACUGAAUUCAGUUGAUGAUCGAUAUGAGGGCUGUACAAACAAAAUGGCAGAUGUGGUGAAGAAUUUCUAUCUAGACAAGGAAAGAAAAUCUGAAAUAUAUAACAAGGCUUGGCAAGAAGGUGAAAAGCAUGCCAAGAAACCAGAGGAUAACUUGAAAAGGAAUCAUUCAAUUGCCAUUUAUGUGUACUCCGAUAGUAAAGUCUUUAGUGACUUCAAUAAUGACGCUCGUUCUGGUAAAAAAAAUUACGAAAACAAGACAUACAAAUGGUAUUCACUUCACUUUUUGUUAACAGAUGCAAUACAGAUUCUUAAGAAACAAAACAAAUGCUUUAAGACUUAUCGUGGUACAAAAGUUAAAUUUAACGAGGAUGUUAAGAACAAAGAGGUUCGUUUUGGCUCAUUUACAUCAUCGUCUCUUAAUCCUGACAGAGCUAAAUUUUUUGGAAAUGUAUCUUGUUUUGAAAUCUACACGUGUGAAGGUGCAGAUGUGUCAAAAUAUUCUAAGCUUCCUCAUGAGAAAGAGGUGCUGAUUCCUCCAUAUGAGACGUUUAAAGUCACUGAUGUCAAAACAAAAGAAAAGCAGAAAGAUCUCUGGUGUGACACUGUGUUCACUUUGACAAGUUCUGGUAAGAGAAGUGACCUGAACUGUGCUCUGUUCAAGAAUCUAGCCAGGACCUUAAAAAAUACUCCAAAGUGUAUGCUGAGUCAUUUGAAUUUACAUGAGUUACAUGAGUACAAGAAUCAUGUAUUUACUUAACUACACAUAAUUCGUAGUUUCAUACCUCUUGGUUAAGCUCAAUAAUUCUAUCAAUUUUAAAUAAUGAAAUAAAGUUUUUUUUUUUUAAUUGACCCUA